This is a messenger RNA of Ylistrum balloti, 1092 nucleotides long. Its product is annotated as nascent polypeptide-associated complex subunit alpha, muscle-specific form-like. Gene Ontology annotation, cellular component: extracellular region. The record is from RefSeq and is a predicted model, not a curated record. Gene Ontology annotation, molecular function: peptidase inhibitor activity. NCBI's taxonomy places the organism in Eukaryota, Metazoa, Mollusca, Bivalvia, Pectinida, Pectinidae. The transcript has 3 exons. Bases 1 to 1092 code for a protein of 363 amino acids.
AUGGAUCGACAUCUCCUCAUCGUCACCGUUUGUGUGUGUCUAGGUGUAACAGUAUCCGCCAACAAUCCUAACAAGUUCAGGUACACAUUCACCAAUCAAAAUACAUCACCGACAGCAGCAGAACGUUUGCAGAAUGCAGUGGUGUCACCACCCGACCUUCGUUCAGAACCUCAAAUAAGGACAUCCGGGUACUCGACAAAUGGCGCCUCCACCGCCAGUUCCUUGUCGAAUAAAGGUAAACUAGUAAUUGUGGAUACGAACAACACUGCGCCACAGGACAUCACAGCGGUGAAGACUGGAGGAGGGGAUAUCGUCCUCACAAUGGAAACUGUCCCCAAUGCCACGCCCUCGCCAGCAGCGCUCACGAGAUCGACUGACUGGAAUUGGAUUGUCACUCCGACUCCAGGAGCGACGCCCGCACCACCUGUUGUGAGAAGAACGACUGACUGGAAUUGGAUAGUCACUCCGACUCCAAGAGCGACGCCCGCGCCACCUGUUGUGAGAAGAACGACUGACUGGAAUUGGAUAGUCACUCCGACUCCAAGAGCGACGCCCGCGCCACCUGUUGCGAGAAGAACGACUGACUGGAAUUGGAUAGUUACUCCGACUCCAAGCGCCAAGCCCGCGCGACCGGCGCAGACUAGGAAUUCUAAUUGGGAUUGGAUAGUCACCCCUACCCCUUACGCUCCCGUCCACAGCACAGCGGCACCAAGCGCUCCACAGAUGCCGACAGUCGGCCCUACUCCUUUCUACUAUGGAAAUACGAACACAAUGAGUUAUUUCGGAAUGGGAAACACCGUGGGUUAUUUUGGAACACCGUCAUACUGGGAUCUUCAGUAUCAACCACAGGAAAUAACUCGGAAUGCUGGUAUUAAAUAUGGCGAAUGCCCUGCACCAAAUGUGGUUGGUGCCAAAUGUGGAUAUCGGUGUUAUCGGGAUACAGAAUGCCCCCAGGACUGGAAAUGUUGUAAUGAUGGCUCUGGCAAGCCUGAUGGCUGCUGCCACGCCCGAAAACCAACUUAUUUUGAGAGUUUUAUGACUUCACUGUGGGACACGCCUCCAUCACAGGAAAUACAGAACGAAAUGCCGUAA